This is a messenger RNA of Megachile rotundata (alfalfa leafcutting bee), 4677 nucleotides long. RefSeq names its product splicing factor 3B subunit 3 (gene Sf3b3). The record is from RefSeq and is a predicted model, not a curated record. NCBI's taxonomy places the organism in Eukaryota, Metazoa, Arthropoda, Insecta, Hymenoptera, Megachilidae. Gene Ontology annotation, molecular function: nucleic acid binding; protein binding. Gene Ontology annotation, cellular component: nucleus.
GAGAAUGAACCGCACGAGAGGAUAUGCGGAUAAUACAUUUGUUCAUUGCAAAUGGUUGAUGGAUCGUGAGGAGUCGAAAAAUCCGUAAGCAUCGUUAUUAGAGUCGGAAGUACGUUCACCUAUAAGGAUGGAUAUUAUUCUUUCUACUAAUACAUAUUAAUAGAUUCUAUUCUAUUUAUUGACUGAUUAACAAAUAUUGGAACCAUGUAUCUAUAUAAUUUAACACUUCAACGUGCCACGGGAAUAACCCAUGCAGUACAUGGGAAUUUCUCUGGCAGUAAAAUGCAAGAAAUAUUAGUCUCCCGUGGCAAGUCUCUAGAACUUUUGAGACCAGAUCCAAAUACUGGUAAAGUUCAUACCUUAUUGACUGUAGAAGUAUUUGGGAUUAUAAGGUCUUUAAUGGCCUUUAGACUGACUGGUGGUACAAAAGAUUAUAUAGUUGUCGGAUCUGACUCUGGACGUAUUGUCAUUUUGGAGUACAUUCCUGCCAAAAAUAUUUUUGAGAAAGUUCAUCAAGAGACUUUUGGAAAAAGCGGAUGUAGACGUAUUGUACCUGGACAAUAUUUAGCCAUAGAUCCUAAGGGGAGAGCUGUUAUGAUAGGUGCAAUUGAAAAACAAAAACUAGUAUAUAUUUUAAAUAGGGAUCCUGAGGCACGCCUUACAAUUUCUUCGCCAUUAGAAGCUCAUAAAAGUAAUACACUUGUUUAUCACACAGUAGGAGUGGAUGUUGGUUUCGAAAAUCCUAUGUUUGCCUGUUUAGAAAUUGAUUAUGAGGAAGCAGACAGUGAUCCUACAGGUGAUGCCGCCGUAAAAACUCAACAAACUUUAACCCUGUAUGAACUUGAUCUUGGUCUAAAUCAUGUUGUACGAAAAUAUAGUGAACCUUUAGAAGAACAUGCUAAUUUCCUUGUAUCUGUUCCUGGAGGCAAUGAUGGGCCAAGCGGUGUUCUUAUCUGUUCUGAAAACUAUUUGACGUAUAAGAAUUUAGGAGAUCAGCACGAUAUUCGUUGUCCCAUUCCUAGGCGACGUAACGAUUUAGAUGAUCCUGAAAGGGGCAUGAUAUUUGUAUGUUCUGCCACUCAUAAAACCAAAAGCAUGUUCUUCUUCUUGGCUCAAACUGAACAAGGAGAUAUUUUUAAAAUUACUCUGGAAACAGAUGAAGACAUGGUGACUGAAAUUAAAUUAAAAUAUUUUGAUACUGUACCUGUUGCAGCUAGUAUGUGCGUUUUAAAAACAGGUUUCUUAUUUGUAGCAUCAGAAUUUGGCAACCAUUAUCUCUAUCAAAUUGCUCAUUUAGGAGAUGAUGAUGACGAACCAGAGUUCAGCUCUGCUAUGCCCCUUGAAGAGGGUGACACAUUCUUCUUUGCGCCAAGACCACUUAGGAAUUUGGUAUUGGUCGAUGAAAUGGAUAGUUUAUCUCCCAUAAUGGCGUGUCAGGUAGCUGAUUUGGCAAACGAAGAUACUCCACAAUUGUACAUAACAUGUGGUAGAGGACCACGCUCUACUUUGCGAGUUUUGCGUCAUGGUUUAGAGGUCUCUGAAAUGGCUGUCAGUGAAUUGCCUGGUAAUCCAAACGCUGUAUGGACUGUUAAAAGGAGAGUUGAUGAGGAGUAUGAUGCUUACAUCAUAGUGUCCUUCGUCAAUGCUACUCUUGUACUUAGUAUCGGAGAAACUGUAGAAGAAGUGACUGAUUCUGGGUUUCUUGGUACAACGCCAACGUUAAGCUGUUCAGCGUUGGGUGAAGAUGCGCUGGUACAGGUAUAUCCUGAUGGAAUACGACAUAUUCGUGCUGACAAACGUGUGAACGAAUGGAAAGCGCCUGGGAAAAAGACUAUAGUGAAAUGUGCAGUGAAUCAACGUCAGGUUGUAAUUGCUCUUACUGGAGGAGAAUUAGUGUACUUCGAAAUGGAUCCUACGGGGCAAUUAAAUGAAUACACAGAACGAAAGAAAAUGCCAUCAGAAGUGAUGUGUAUGGCUCUUGGUAAUGUAGCCAUUGGAGAACAAAGAUCAUGGUUCCUGGCUGUUGGUCUUCAAGAUAACACUGUGAGGAUUAUUUCGUUAGAUCCUUCUGACUGCUUAGCACCUAGGAGUAUGCAAGCUUUGCCAGCAGCUGCAGAGAGUUUAUGUAUCGUCGAAAUGGGUGCAAAGGAUGCAAACAAUUCUGAGGAGUUAUCCUCUCAACAAUCCAGUCUUUAUUUAAAUAUAGGGUUACAGAACGGUGUUCUGUUAAGAACAGUAUUAGAUCCAAUCUCUGGUGAUCUGGCUGAUACACGAACGCGAUAUUUAGGUUCUCGUCCGGUUAAGUUAUUCAGGAUAAAAAUGCAAGGAAAUCAGGCAGUGCUUGCAAUGAGUAGUAGAUCAUGGUUAAGCUAUUAUUACCAAAAUCGUUUCCAUUUAACACCACUCUCAUAUGAAAGCCUGGAGUUUGCGUCAGGCUUCAGUUCUGAGCAAUGCCCUGAAGGAAUUGUCGCCAUCUCUACAAAUACCCUGAGAAUUCUUGCCCUUGAAAAGUUAGGUGCAGUUUUUAAUCAAAUCAGCUUCCCUCUGGAAUACACACCAAGGAAGUUUGCGAUACAUUCGGAUUCUGCACACUUGAUAAUCAUUGAAACAGAACACAAUGCAUACACAGAAGAAACGAAACAGCAAAGAAGGCUACAAAUGGCAGAAGAAAUGCAAGAAGCUGCGGGCGCAGAAGAAGCUGUGGUAGCAAGAGAAUUAGCUGAGGCUUUCUUAUCUGAAGAACCUAAUGAAGCUGUGUUUGGAGCACCAAGAGCUGGUCCAGGAUUAUGGGCAUCCCUUAUAAGAAUAAUAGCUCCAACAACAGGGCAGACCUUUGAGGUUCACCGGCUUGAACAAAAUUUAGCUGCUUUAUGCUUAAGUCUUGUAAAGUUUGUCAACCAAGGUGAUCAGUUGUUCCUCAUAGUGGGUAUUGCAAAAGAGUUCCAAUUAAAUCCUAGACUGAGCAGCGGUGGAUUUCUCUACACCUACAAAGUAAAUACUGAAUGCACUAGUCUUGAAUUGGUACAUAAAACUACUUUAGACGAGGUACCUUUGGCUAUAUGUCCAUAUCAGGGAAGAGUAUUAGUUGGUGUUGGUAGAAUGUUGCGUUUAUAUGAUAUGGGCAAGAAAAAGUUACUACGCAAGUGUGAAAAUAAGCACAUUCCUAACGCUAUUGUUUCCAUAAAUGCAAUUGGACAACGAAUUUAUGUCAGUGAUGUUCAGGAAUCUGUGUAUGCUGUCAGAUACAAACGACAAGAAAAUCAGCUGAUAGUUUUUGCUGAUGAUACACAUCCCAGAUGGAUUACAACUACAUGUGUACUUGAUUAUGAUACAGUUGCCACCGCUGAUAAAUUUGGUAACAUUGCUGUUAUACGUUUAGCAAGUGGAAUUAACGACGACGUGGAUGAAGACCCAACCGGAAACAAAGCAUUGUGGGACCGGGGUUUACUCAAUGGCGCCAGUCAAAAAGCAGAUACAGUUGCUUGUUUCCACGUUGGUGAAACGGUCAUGUCUUUACAGAAAGCAACCCUAAUUCCGGGUGGUUCUGAAAGUUUAGUUUAUACAACAUUAAGUGGAACAGUUGGCGUGUUGGUGCCUUUCACGAGUCACGAAGAUCACGAUUUUUUCCAACAUUUAGAAAUGCACAUGCGUUCGGAACAUCCACCACUUUGUGGAAGAGAUCACUUGUCCUUUAGGUCGUAUUAUUAUCCUGUAAAGAAUGUUAUAGACGGUGAUCUCUGUGAACAGUUCAAUUCAAUUGAACCGGCGAAACAAAAAAGUAUCGCGGGUGAUCUCGAACGGACACCUUCUGAAGUGUCGAAAAAACUCGAAGACAUCCGUACGCGAUACGCCUUUUAAAUUUUUUUACGAUUUAUUUAUUAUCGCGUCAUUAAACAUUCUUGCAUUCCGUUAUAAUGAAUACAUGGUUUUUUUUGUUUCUAUACUGAUGAAUAAAUACAGAUUAAUCGAGUCUUCUGUACAUGUUGCUUUCAGUAUGCAGCACAAACUAUAAAAGCUUUUUAAUGAACGGUUUAAAAUAUCUUGGAGGUGUACAUUUUUCUGUUACACAUUUAGAUUUAUGGUUCCAAUUUUUACAAUGUAUUCCAUAAGUUUUGACGAAACUGCAAAGUGAUAUAACAUUAUAAAAUAAACGUUUUUAUCACUCAUUUAUGUUCUAAAAAUAUUCCUACAGAUUUUUUGCAACUGGACAUUUACGUUCUUUUUCUAUUAGCUUGUGUUCAUAUUGAUAUACCACCACUUUUUUUCAGUUUGUUCUUGUUACAGUUUAUCGUGACAUGUAGUGCAGAAAAAAUAGAAAACGCCUUGUCGACCUAUUUUAGCAUUCUAAAUACAGCUUGUGCAUAAUAUAUUGAACACGUUGUAUAAACAAUUCUUUAGCUAGAAAUUCAUAAUCAUUGGUUAACAUUUUCACGCGAAUUAGAUGUAAUACAAAUUAUAAAUUAAUUAUUCUCGUUCAGAUUAAUUUUAAGCACCGUACAUUGAAAGAUUUUGUUGAACAAUUUUUGCAUUUACAAAUUAAAAUCAAAGAUGUAAAAAUUGUUCACAUUUUCUUAUUAUAAAUAUUCGUGUAAUACAUGUGUUUGUAAAAGAAAGUCAUGAAGUACUGAAAAGUAUUCAAGAACAAAUAUGAGUAUUAAAUACGCGCAUAAUUUUCAA